CGCACGUUUUCGAAGUUCAAUAUUAAGACAACGCUGUCCGUGACCGAUCAUUCUACUCGGCCGGCCACGACGUGCCACACUUACCGUAGCUCGGCGUCCGUAAACACGUUCGUAGUUUCAAAAAUCUAUCGAUGUCGUGUUUUUUUGGUGUACCGUAGUUUUUGCGACUGUCUUGGAUUCCUGCAGAUCGUAUAUCCCACGCCAACUAAGAACAGUUCGUCAGUCGUUUUCGAAAUGUAAGUUUACUAUCGAUGUGAGGCUACUACAAGGUAACAAGUUCAAAUCAUGGUAUUAUUUCUACGCAUUUUCAUAUGCAUAAGUUGUUUUGUCUUCAAUACGUUUACCUUUUGUACAAGUACUGUUAAAACUGAAACUAGUUUCCUGACAACCGUAAAAUUGGCUGCAAGUGUUAAUACCGAGGUUCCAUCUGUGGUGUGGAAACAAAACAAAACAACAAGCGAUUGCAGCUUCGAAUCUGAUCGUAAUAAUAGUUUGGCACGUUGUGAUUCAAAGGCAGAAAAAAAUGUUUCGAAACAUUUGGCGACUGUAUUAAACAAAACCUUAACCACGACAACCAAAACCAUCGCAAACCUUAACAAGACAAAUUUUGUGGCGACAAACCUAACAACUGCUAAACCGAAAACCUCAAAAUCCGUCGCCACUACAACUAAGUUGCCCAAUGCCACGAAACCCGCCAAAACCGUACAGAAAAACAAUUUUAAGUACCGCGAAGGCACGGUUUGGCCUAAGAUCGACAAAAGGCUAAGCGACGCCUUGCACAAAACGUCCAAUGUCAACACAUCGAAUCUCACAGAGGAGAUCGUAGUCAUGUCGGACUUCAAGGCAAAAUAUCCAAUCAACGAGUGGAAGGAAUACGGGUUCUACACGGACGAUUACAUGCAGUUAAUCAACAGUCAUUGGUUCAAAUUCAGGCCGCCUAAUGCCACGUCACACUACAUCCUCGGAUUUCUGUACGCCGUCAUCAUGGUAUUCGGUUGUUUCGGGAACUCACUAGUGAUUUUCAUGUACAUCAAAUGCAAAUCAUUGCAAACGCCCGCCAACGUGUUGAUAAUGAAUUUGGCAGUCAGCGAUUUCAUUAUGCUAGCGAAAACGCCGGUUUUCAUCUAUAACAGUUAUCAUCAAGGUCCUACGCUAGGAAAAUUGGGCUGUCAGAUCUACGGAUUUUUCGGAGGCUUGACGGGAACCGUGUCCAUCAUGACGUUGGCCGCCAUAUCGUUGGACCGGUAUUAUGUGAUAGUGCACCCUCUGAACGCGGCCGUGAAAACUACCAAACAGCGGGCCAGGGUGUGGAUAGGGGUGAUAUGGAUAUAUGGGUUUUUGUUCUCCGUCAUACCGGUAAUGGACCUGGGAUACAACCGAUACGUACCGGAAGGAUACCUGACUAGUUGCAGCUUUGACUACUUGACGGAUGACAAACAAGAGAAAGGGUUCAUCUUGGUGUUCUUUACAGCGGCGUGGUGCAUACCGUUCACCACGAUAUCGUACUGUUACAUUAAGAUACUGAGAGCAGUUUGGAUGACCAGCGAAAUGGCCGCCAGCCGGUUCGGGCAGGAAGAGGAGAAGAGGAAGACGGAGAUAAGACUAGGAUAUGUGGUGGUUGGGGUCAUCAUGCUGUGGUUCGUGUCUUGGACACCGUACGCAAUGGUGGCUCUGCUGGGAGUAUUCGAUCGGAAAGAGUACAUCACUCCGCUGAGUUCAAUGAUCCCGGCGUUGUUUUGCAAAGCUGCCAGCUGCAUGGAUCCUUGGAUAUACGCCAUCACGCACCCGAGGUUCAAAAACGAAUUGACAAAGCUGAUGUCUAGAAAAAAGACCCGGAAAUUAGAGAGGGAUUAUGGCAUGAAGAAGAACUGGGGAGCUCAGUCGUAUUCCAACAAGAGCGGCGUCGGUAUCAGGAACCUCUCUAGCUCCGAAGAUGAGUGCGUAGAAGAGGUGAUCGUCGUGAUCGACCCAGAUGAAAAGAAGAUGAAACGGCAGGGAUCGACUUCCAGUCACAAGACCGAAGAGACCAAAGCGCUGGAGACAAAGUUCCCACCCACCAGGCAGGAGAGUCUCAAAUACAUGCCACCCAGUUGGUACAAACUGCCCAGGACUACGUCUAAGAGCAGCAUUAUGUUAGACCCAAAACUUACAGGAGACGAUAAUAAUAAGUGAUAACGUUCUUGUCGAGCUUGUCGACGAGCCUGCGAUGAGUUUGAAGAUUUUAAAUGAUAAAUACUGUGAUUCAAAUGCUAGUCUAUAUAUAUUAUUAUUAUAUUAUGUACAAACAUAAUAUUAUAUAAUCUGAUCUCACACUUUGUGUUAAGGGAAAUUUACAAACAUGUGUUUACGCAUAACGUUGUCGUUAUGGUCGUAAAUGUUUUAGGUGCUUAUUUGUACACGUUUGUCGUGUAUACUAUUGAAAUAUAAAUCCCACACACGUGGCUGCUAACGCAUGUUGACGUGAUGCACACCACCACCAUAUGACGGUACGUAAUUCGAUGCGUCAAUAGUAAAUCAUAAUAUUUAUCUUGCAUUGAUAUGAUGAUUGAAUGCGAGGUCAGGUGCACUCGAUAUAAAAAUUAUGUACGUUCAAAUAUUAUCUGUUUGCAUGUAUAUAUUUAUAACAAAUUAACAUGACGUGUGAUCUUUAAGCAUAUUACUGCAAAGCUACCGUAAAACCAUUAUUUUAUUAUUAUUAAAUAUUGUUUUUAUUAAGUUUACAAGCACUAUUUUUAUUUUACCAUAUUCCAUAAGGGUAGUUUUUGAUUAAUGUUGAACAGUUUACAACAUAAUCUCACUUUACACAAUUGUACCAAAAACACGAAAGCGGUCAAUAAAUAAUAUCCACACACACACACACACACACACACACACACACACACACACACACACCACACACAUUGAGUACACACUUUCUUAGGUUUAUAUUUACCAUAAUGUACCUAUUUUACUUUUGAAUCACAUAUGACCAUUGCUCAUGCGUGUUGUAAAAUAUUUCGAAGGUUGAAUAACUAUUCUAGGGUUAAAAAAUAACACAAUCAAAACUAGGUACUCAAGGAUUUGAAAAUAUAAUUAUUUUUAAUAGAAAGACAUCGAUAUGUAGGUAAAAAAAAUCUACCAGAUGACCUUAUAAUAGUUGGUUACAUGGGUUAAUAUAAUGCUUAUAGUAUUAACCGUGGUUUAUCCACGACGGCCAACCACGGUAACACUCUUUUGUGAAACAUGUGUUAAAAUUAAAUGUUCUUCAUGACGUAUAUUAAAUUCACGUUGAUAAAAUUGGUUUUUUUCCCUCAACAAUCUCUUUUUAAUUCAAAUCCGUGUCAAAAUAAGAAACUGAUAAUUUUUAAUUGUUUUUCUUUUUUGUAAUAUUUGAGUUUAACAAUGCAGAACUUCACGUAGGUGCUGCAUUAGUAUUUAAAAAUCUGUUACCGAUAUCUUUACUUCCGGUAAACAUGAUACACAUACAUAGGUAGGUACACCUAGAGUCCUAGACGGUGCACUAUAUUGUAUUAUACGUGGUUAAUAAAAUUAUAAAAUAAUAAUAAUAAUAAUGGGCUAGUUAUGUGAAUUGUGAAUUGUGAAAUUAUAUGAUAAACAUUGAGAUUUGUGCUUAGGUAUACUUGCCGUUGUGCAUCGAAUUUAUGCAUACCUACACAUUACGAUCGUAAUGUGAGGUAAAUUGAGGACAGGGUGAUUAACUUAUUUAAGCAUAUCCUAAUAAAUUCGUUAUCAAGUGAACAAUUAUUUUUUUACUAUAUAUUUAUAAAUGUCUAGUUGUAUAUAAGUUCACGCCAGUAUAAUAAUCGGUGCAAUAUAAUACGAAGUUUUCUCGUUCUUGGAAAGCUUACAAACCGUUAUUUUGUCUCACCGGUAAGUUAUACGAUCUUCGGGUUGGCACAUACACUCCAGUGAAUUCCAUUAGUAGUUACAUUACAGUGUUACACAGAUAUUUCCAUAAAUUGUUUCGCAUCGCUCCGACUACCCAGUAUAUAGGCAAAUCAGAACAGACAUAAUCAAUUGCCAUCAAUGUAUAAUAGACUUUAUAUUAGGUAUGAUGAACUUUGUACCUAUAUAUACACACUAUUAUUAUUGGUGCAAUGGUACUCAAUAAUCUAAUUAAAUCCUGAAAUUUUUUUAUACCUAAAUAUAUAACACUUAACGUACCGCAAAAAAAAAUAUGGAUUUUAUUUAUCAUGUUAUAUUGCUGUAAUCACAACUUUCAUAAAAUAUUUCUGAAACAAAUACCAAAAUAAUAAUAUAACAUUAAUACAUAAAUUCUACACUUUAGUUUUAAGGAUAUAUUCUAUGUUUAAGAGAGGGAUAUAGACAUGUACAUAAUGUGUAUGUAUAUAUAUUACUAUCUUAGAAAAAAAGACGAAAUAAGAAAUAAUUUUAACAGUUCGGAUAAAAUAAAGAGUACGGUUACACUAUAGGUACAUAAAGUAAUUUGAA
Myzus persicae (green peach aphid) is the source of this 4452-nucleotide messenger RNA. Its product is annotated as melanopsin-like. The transcript has 4 exons. Gene Ontology annotation, cellular component: membrane. The record is from RefSeq and is a predicted model, not a curated record. Lineage: Eukaryota; Metazoa; Arthropoda; Insecta; Hemiptera; Aphididae. Gene Ontology annotation, molecular function: G protein-coupled receptor activity. Gene Ontology annotation, biological process: G protein-coupled receptor signaling pathway; visual perception. The coding region runs from base 286 to 2172 and encodes 628 amino acids.